This is a messenger RNA of Tupaia belangeri chinensis (Chinese tree shrew), 1978 nucleotides long. RefSeq names its product MFNG O-fucosylpeptide 3-beta-N-acetylglucosaminyltransferase (gene MFNG). The record is from RefSeq and is a predicted model, not a curated record. Gene Ontology annotation, biological process: pattern specification process. The transcript has 8 exons. NCBI's taxonomy places the organism in Eukaryota, Metazoa, Chordata, Mammalia, Scandentia, Tupaiidae. Gene Ontology annotation, molecular function: O-fucosylpeptide 3-beta-N-acetylglucosaminyltransferase activity. Gene Ontology annotation, cellular component: Golgi membrane. Bases 224 to 1165 code for a protein of 313 amino acids.
CGGGCAGCCGCCCCGGAGCCGGCGGCGGGAGGACCGGAGGGUGGAGGGCUGCCGCUGCCAUGGCUCAGCCUGGGGACCCAGAGCCCCAGCUCCCACCUCUUCCGUCCCUGCCUGUCCCCGAUGCCAGCCAGACUUCUGCCUGUGUCGGGGCCCCUGUCUGACCAGCCUGCCCUCCCCGUCAGGCUGGGAUUUGGGGGCUGAGCUGUCUGGGGUCCCGGGGCCAAUGCAGUGCCGGCUCCUCCGCGUCCUGGCUGGAGCCUUCCUCACCCUCCUGUGCACCGGACUCCUGUCCCUACGGUACCACACGAGCCUGUCCCGCCAGGGGUUACAGGUGACCCCUGAUCCUCCUGAGCUGCGGCUGCAGGACGUCUUCAUCGCAGUCAAGACAACCCGGGCCUUCCACCGCUCGCGCCUGGAGCUGCUGCUGGACACAUGGGUUUCCAGGACCAGGGACCAGACGUUCGUCUUCACUGACAGCCCAGACCACAGCCUCUGGGAGAGACUGGGGUCUCACCUUGUGGUCACCAACUGCUCCACAGAGCACAGCCACCCAGCCUUGUCCUGCAAGAUGGCUGCUGAGUUUGACACCUUCUUGGCCAGCGGGCUUCGCUGGUUCUGCCACGUGGAUGACGACAACUACGUGAACCCUGGCGCGCUGCUGCAGCUGCUGAGCGCCUUCCCGCGGGCCCAGGACGUCUACGUGGGCAGGCCCAGCUUGAACCGGCCCAUCCACGCCUCCGAGCCGCAGCCCCGCAACCGCACGAGGCUGGUACAAUUCUGGUUUGCGACCGGGGGCGCCGGCUUCUGCAUCAACCGCAAACUAGCUUUGAAGAUGGCCCCAUGGGCCAGCGGCUCCCGCUUCGUGCGCACCUCGGCUCUCAUCCGCCUUCCCGACGACUGUACCGUGGGCUACAUCGUGGAGUGCAAGCUGGGCGGCCGCCUGCAGCCCAGCACCCUCUUCCACUCCCACCUCGAGACCCUGCAGCUGCUGCGGGUUGCCCAGCUCCCGGAGCAGGUUACCCUCAGCUACGGUGUCUUUGAGGGGAAACUCAACGUCAUUAAGCUGCAAGGCCCCUUCUCCCCCGAGGAGGAUCCCUCCAGGUUUCGCUCCCUCCAUUGUCUCCUCUACCCGGACACACCCUGGUGCCCACAGCUGGCGGCCUGAUGAACCUGCACUGCUGGCAGUCUGGGCCGAGGCUUCUGGCUGCCCCCUGCCUCCCAAGGCACCGCCCAGGGCCCCUGGUGGGCGAGCCCAUGAUGUGGAUGGCAGCUGCCACUGAAGGCUUCCCAGGGCCCUGGGAGGUGAGCUGGACAGCCCAGGGGACCCGUGGGCCAGGGGAUGGCUGAGAGGCUCCAGGCUGUGUGGGCCUCUGGUGGCUGCAUUGAACAAGGGCAGGGGUCAGGGGUUCUAGUGCCUCUAGAGAGUGACACGGGCCUGUGGGUGGGGUCUGGCCCCUGCCCUGGCUCUGGCCUCUCAGCCUGUCCCCUAGGGUUCAAGCACUGGACCACCCACCCCUGGUCCCUUGGCUGGCUGCCCAGUCACUGAGGGACGGUGGGUGGAAUAGCCGUGAGACUCAGGGUUGAGGCAGGCACACUGUUGCUGUCCAUGGUGCUCCAGGAGCUCCCCGCCCCACCCUCGCUGACAGGAUCAGAUUUGAUCGGGAUGUUCAGCAGCUCAGACUCAGACGGCGGGUCAUAAUGGAUCCCAGCCAAUUGCGAUGACCCUUUGCUGACUUUCCCAGCCUCCAUUGCUGUUAGGGUCUACCAAGUGACCCUGCUCUGGCCAGAGGGACUAAGGAAAGCCAGUAGAGAGGUUUCUGGGCAAGGUUCUGCAGCCCCGUAGUCCAUCCUUCUGCUGUGAAUGUGGGUGUGAUGGCUGGAUCUGGGGCAGUCACCUUGUCACCAUGAAGAAAGACCAAGACAAUUAUCCACAGCUAUUCCUUCCAGUAUCUGGUUCUGUAAUAAAAAUAAAUACGUA